CAAUACAACAUUUACAAUAUCGCGUAUGCCGGGGUGUUUAUCGAAAGACGUUUUUAUUUAAAAAAAAUUUUAUCAUCACAACAGUAAGAUGUCAUCACUAAGUUCUUGUGACAAAGUGUUUUUAAGUUAUAUAUCCAACUGCUGGGGCAUAUUUGUGGAUGGCAAUGGAUGUAAUCAUAGACUGUAGAGAAGAUAUUCUUCAAAAUAGGAAAACGGCAAAUAUUACAAGCCUAGGAUGGAAAAUAUUUAAAUCUUUUCCGGUGUGAGUAUGUGUAUGUGUAUAUGCAUUAAUAGUUGGUGGAUUUUAGUUUUUAAUUCUGUUUCAAGCCCUUAAUGUUGAAGAAACGUUAUUCUCCUUCUUCCAGUGGCAUUAACGAACGUUGGCAAUACAUUAUUGUAUAACUAACAUUAGUAAUUAAUGUUAAUUAAUUUUAAUGUUUGAAUAAACAUUAGGUGUAGCGUAUUAAACAAAUUUGCCCUUUUGUGUUAGUUUAAAUAAUCCUGACAUUUUUUUCUUAAUAUUUUACUAAUUACCAUUUUUUUAAAGGAAAAAAUCUGAUUAAAAUAAAAAUUGGUAUUAAUUCCUGAGAAACUAAAUAAAUUAUAAAUACCUAAAUACAGUAAAACCUGGCCAAGACAGAAAUCUCACUUAACAGGAAACGGACUGGUAAUCAUAUCAAAAUUGACUCAAAACUCCCGAUAAGACGGAAAAUAACUUAGAUUACGGCUAGUUACGACUGGUGAACUUUAAUGGUUACUUUCGUAUCGUCGAUACCCGUAAAAUUACAUUUAAAACCAUGUAAUAAAAUUCAGAUAGGUAUACGAUCACAGAAGAGAAAUAUUCUAUUAUUUUUAGACAACGCGAUAUGCCAUCCCAAAAUGUUCAACGUAAAAAUGCACAUGUUAUUUAUCCCCUAAUAUUACGUCAGGUUGUCAACCUAUGGGACCAAGGAGUAAUUUACACCUUAAGUCGUACUACCGUAAAUUCAUGCUGCCAUCAUUUGUUUAUAAAAUGGUUCAAUUCAUUCAGUUCUAUUCAGUUCAAUUACUGUCCGUUAAACGGUUUUCGUAAAUCUGGAUUCCUGAUUGAUGGGUCUGACGUGAAUUCUGAUGAAAAUGUCCUGACUGAAAUUCAAGAUAUUUUUGUUGUUAUUGAUGUUGAACAUUUUAUUCAUUUUGAUGACCAGCUUGAGACACAGCAAACUCAUGUUUCGGCCAUAUCCAUUGUUGAGGAUCAAGUUGAAGACGUCAGAGGAAUUUGACGAACACUAUGAAGAACCUGAAAUUCUCAUAUAAUGAGAUGAAAUGAACGGCCCUCGAAGCCUUUUUUUUUUUGGCCCUCCUCCAUAGAAGACUUAUACUAAAA
Messenger RNA from Sipha flava (yellow sugarcane aphid), 1366 nucleotides. RefSeq lists its product as uncharacterized. The record is from RefSeq and is a predicted model, not a curated record. The transcript is spliced from 3 exons. Bases 867 to 1262 code for a protein of 131 amino acids. NCBI's taxonomy places the organism in Eukaryota, Metazoa, Arthropoda, Insecta, Hemiptera, Aphididae.